AUGCAAGGGCUGCCAGCUGCCCUCCCCACCCUGCCUCUGGAGCUUACUGUCCUCUACAACUCCAUGCUUUUUACUAUGGGAGCAUCUGACUCUGCCAUCAAAGAAGCAGCAGAAGGAAUACACCAGGGGCUACUCAGGGUUCUGGAGGCUUGUGGGGCCUGUGGGAAGGAUCUAAGCACGGAGGAGCUGUGGCAGAAGGUGCUGCGGGAGGUAACUGUGGAGGAGCUGCAGGCACCUUUGCACCGACUGGGGGCCCUGCAAGCUGCGUGGUGGCUGGCAGCCAGCCGCCUGGGAAGCACUGCUGGCCUCUUCAGGCUCCUGAGCAACGCUGAGGACCCAGGAAGAGCUCGCUGCAGCGAGGGGGAGGACGAACUCCUCUCCCUGCUCAAGGCAUGGCGAGUACCUGCUGAAGGGGCCUCCCUGCCCCUUGUACAGAGCACCGAGGACUUGAAAGAGAUCCUCUGCACUGCAACAGCCUUCCUGCAAGGGUUCCUCUUCCUGUCUGUGGCUUUAGGGCUGCAGGAGCUGGAGGCUGGCAACUUCCCCGCUGCCCUCUCCCUCCUUCAGGAGGCUGCGGGAGGAUUUUGCUCCAAGAGGGUCCUGGCCCAGAUCUACACCUGCCUCGGCUGCUGUGCUCAGAGAAUGGGCAAGCUUCAGACAGCCCUUCAGCACCUGAAAAGGGCCCUCCAGGUGGACUUCCAGUGCCUUCCUGCCCUGUCCCACGUGGCAGCAGUGUACCAGGAGCUGGGGGAGACCGAGGCGGAGCUGCAGACCCUGGCUCUGCUCUAUGAGGCUCUGGGAAAAAACCCUCCAGUGGCUGCUUCCUCUAGUCCACAUAUCCUAAUCCGAACAGAGCUCCCUGUCCACACACCAAUUCUAGCUUCUCUCCUUCGCCACCGCCACCCCUCUGAAGUGAAGUACCUGCUGGCACGACGAUGUCUCCAGGACGGGAGGGUGGCUGAUGCAGUGGAACAUUACCUGGAUUUUCUGUCUCUGCUUCAGGAGGGGCUGCAGCAGCAGGUACCCCUAGAUGGUGGCUCACCUCUGCCCAGGAUCCCCGAGGUGUUCCUGGAAGCAGCGUCUGCCUUGGAGCAGGCUGGGAGACACCAGGAUGCCAUAACCCUUUGCGAGGAGGUCAUCAGCCGGACGACUGACCUGAUCCCACGGAUGUUACAAGUGGAGGAGAGGCUGCAGCAGCCGGAGUGCCCAUCACCAGGGACAGGGCCGUCCCAGCAGAAGGAGAGUCUGUGCUGCCUGGCCUGGAGAGCAGCUGGGUACCUGCACCAGGGCUGGGCGUGGGCCACGCUGGGCGAGAACAAGGAGGCCAUAACACAGUUCAGCAGGUGCCUCAGCGAUCUCCUGCGAGUCCAGAUGGACGUGUCUGGUGCUGAACCAGCAGGUAGGACGCUGCACAGCGCCGGGAUGGGUCAGGACCUGUGUGUUCAGCAGCCCUGA
Molecule: messenger RNA, 1455 nt
Organism: Calidris pugnax (ruff)
Lineage: Eukaryota; Metazoa; Chordata; Aves; Charadriiformes; Scolopacidae
Product: Fanconi anemia group G protein-like
Exons: 10
Coding region: 1-1455 (484 amino acids)
Biological process (GO): interstrand cross-link repair
Cellular component (GO): Fanconi anaemia nuclear complex
Molecular function (GO): protein binding
Source: RefSeq, a predicted model, not a curated record